Messenger RNA from Panonychus citri (citrus red mite), 1862 nucleotides. Its product is annotated as protein lin-9 homolog. Gene Ontology annotation, biological process: DNA-templated transcription; regulation of transcription by RNA polymerase II; regulation of cell cycle. The coding region runs from base 218 to 1612 and encodes 464 amino acids. Gene Ontology annotation, cellular component: nucleoplasm; transcription repressor complex. The record is from RefSeq and is a predicted model, not a curated record. Gene Ontology annotation, molecular function: DNA binding. Lineage: Eukaryota; Metazoa; Arthropoda; Arachnida; Trombidiformes; Tetranychidae. The transcript has 2 exons.
CGGAUCCAUGGCACUCAUUUUCUGCCUCCGUUUUUGAUUUCACUUUUUUGUUUAUUAACACAAUUUGAUUAAUUAAUUAUUUUUCACCUCAUUAACUUGUCCUGUUAAUUAUUAAUUGUUCAUCUACAAUUUCCUUUGAACCUCUUGUUUUAUUUUAUUCUAAGUGUUACCUACCUUUUUCUUACCUUUAUCUUUCUAAGUGAUCAUCUCUUUCAUCAUGAAUACUAAAAAGAAAAAAGCUCAAGAGAUUGGUAUUCGAUUGCGAACUUUGCUUAAAUUACCUAAAGCACACAAAUGGGUUUGCUAUGAAUGUUUUUAUGGUAACAUUGAUCAACCUCUUUUCCUUGGUAAAAAUGAUUUUCAAAUUUGUCUAGAGGAAACGUUUCCCCACUUAAAGACUCGUUCUCUUAAACGAGCAGAAUGGGGUAAAAUCCGUCGUAUGAUGGGUAAACCUAGACGAUGUUCAGAAUCUUUUUUCGCUGAGGAAAGAAAUGCUCUUAAUAUGAAAAGGAAAAAAAUUCGUAUCCUUCAAUCACAAAAAGUUGUCGAUAUUGAACAAUUUCGUGAUCUACCUGAAAAUAUCCCGUUAAGUUUGGUAAUAGGAGCAAAGGUAACAGCCAUUUUAAGGAAACCUCAAGAAGGACUUUUUAUGGGAACAAUUGAUGCAGUUGACAUGACCAAUGGAAUGUACAGAAUAACAUUUGAUCGACAUGGUAUUGGUACUCAUUCAGUUCCAGAUUAUGAGGUUAUUAGUAAUGAUCCUCCAACUCACAUUGCCCUAUCAUCAUUCCAAUCUAAAGUGCGGCCACGAUUACCUAUGUUUGCAUCAUCUAGAUUUUUACAAAUUUUGGGCAAUCAAGUUGCUCAAGCUCUAAAUGAUCGGGAUCCACUCUUAAGUAGCCCCAUAUCUCCAAGUCAAAUCAAACAAGAGCCACAUUAUUCAUCUAAUGCCAACAACUACGAAGACGAAGGAACUCUUGGUGGCUUUCCAAUUAAAUUUCUCGCUCUCUUAGUUAGAUUAACAAAAAUAUUGAACAUCAAGAAGAGGACAAUUUUUGAAUUGAAAGCUAUGAACACCGAGGCGGAAAAGAUGAGAUCCCUUCAGGAGCCAAUAACUCGCGGUUUUAAAAAGCAAUAUGCAUCUCUAAUAUUAACAUUAGAAAAGCUAAACAAUUCUCUUGACGAGCAUCUGAAAGCAGUUCAAUCAUUUACAGCUGAACUUUUUAGAUCUCAAAAUUUACCUUCAGUAGCUGAGCCUAAUAGCACCAAGGAGAAACAUCUUCGCCUCGCCAAGGAAAUAAUGACCAAAACUUUACCUUCUGUUGAUGUGAAAUCUGAAUCAUCUGUGAAUCUCAUCACUGAACUUUUAGGUUUAAUGUUACAACUUAAAAGUUUUGCUGAGAUAGAAGUUGGUUCACAAGAGUUACAAUCUCUUGAAAACAGUUUAAAAGAUUGUAAAAAGCUGAUCAGUCCAAGUAAUCAAAGCCAUUUCGAUAGCCAAGUGCAAGUGCCUAUUGUCUUCAUCCAGUCAUCAUUAAGCCAUCUCGGAAAUCUUGGUGCUUUUGCAGAAUCAGCUAUUAUAUGCAACAAUAACAAUAAUCUUGUAUCCUAACAAAAUUACAUGUUGUAAACAGAAUGGCAACAAUCAACAACAAUCAACAUACCAAUAUACACUGACAUAUACACAACCAUAAACACACACAUACAUACAAACAUCUUCAAAGCGAAAAAAACAAAAGAUACAAAUUGUCAACACCAUCAAAAACAACAAUCACACUUACACAUAUAAACAUUACACCAAUCAGCAAGAAAAGAAGAAACAAAAAAAAAGUUAAUUAAAUCAAAUCUAAUUCUCAAGAGAA